ACUGAUGACGCAAUUCUCAUGACAUUGGCAUCGAGUUUGCUAAUAAGUUAUGGCUCUCUCCCGGCUUUCAAGAUCCUUCCCAGGGCUCUUCGUUUGGACAUCGUCAACAAUCCUUCAUAGACCCUUUAGUGUAUCUACUGUUGCAGCUGCCAUUCAAAAGAUGACAAGAGUGCGUGUUGUGGACAACAGUUCUCUUGGGAACACACCAUAUCAUCGUCCACCAAGAGUGAUCCAUGUCUACAACAAGAAUGGCAUUGGAAAAGUUGGUGACAAAGUCCUACUUGCCAUUAAAGGGCAGAAGAAGAAAGCGCUCAUCGUUGGACAUAAAAUGCCUGGAGAUCGUAUGACUCCACGCUUUGAUUCGAACAAUGUUGUUCUGAUUGAGGAAAACGGCAACCCCACUGGAACCAGGAUUAAGAUCCCUAUACCCUCACAUUUACGUAGUAGGGAGGGAGAUUACUCAAAAGUCCUGGCAAUUGCAAGUUCAUUUGUCUGAAUGCGUCAUUCAUCCGUGUUACACCUACAUCGUGUUCAAUAAAGCUGAAAAAGUA
Molecule: messenger RNA, 551 nt
Organism: Nematolebias whitei (Rio pearlfish)
Lineage: Eukaryota; Metazoa; Chordata; Actinopteri; Cyprinodontiformes; Rivulidae
Gene: mrpl14
Product: mitochondrial ribosomal protein L14
Exons: 3
Coding region: 50-496 (148 amino acids)
Biological process (GO): translation
Cellular component (GO): ribosome; mitochondrion
Molecular function (GO): structural constituent of ribosome
Source: RefSeq, a predicted model, not a curated record